AAGUGGUGUAACCAACUGUAAAAUUAUUUCAAAAAGUAAAAGUGUUCGAGCAGAAGUACAGUACACGCAGAGAGCUUUUUAAUCUACCUAGUAGGACUGUACGGAAUGAGCUCAAAGGGAGAUCAAGGAGGAGAGGUGGUGAAGCGUCUCUUUCCCCCUACACCUGAGAAGGCAGCUACAAAGAGGACCCCUCUACACUACACUUUCUGGAGAUCAAAGAACAGACGUAGCUCAUUUAGAACUGGUAUAUUGGGAGCCCUCAUUUUCCUCGCCCUGUGUGUGAGUGUGGUGGUCGUCACGGCAAAGCUCAACAACGGAUGGACACAGUUGACAUUAGACGAGAUACACAGAUUCUUCAGUAAUGAGUUACUGCGUUCAAGUUCCCCUGACAACAGAUCACUCUUAGCUGGCCACUUCUACUUUGGUGGACAACCACUAUUCGGCUUUCUAGGAGCAUUGCCACUAGCACUGGCCCUGGGGUCAGUGUGUGGUGCCUUCACUUGUCUGUUCAUGUUCUAUGACUCAGACGAACCCGGCAGCUACCCCCCCACACCCGUCUCCCCCCCCAGACACAAAAGAGGGGAGAUCUCCAUGUCAACAGAAUGGCAUCUUGGCUACCUGUUUGUCCCUAUUAACAUUCUCGUCUCAUUCUCUCUGGCUCUGUUCUACUGCAGAUGGAGUAUGGGCCUACCCAUGCUGUAACUCCCUCUUCAGUGUAUUAUAAGCCAUUUCACGCAUUUUGUUUUAUACAACAUACCACACUAGCAUUUGGUACAUAAUUGGUAAAGAUCUUUAACUAUAAUUACACAAACAAUUUCAUUCCCAAUUAUUGCUUUUGGUAAAGAUCAUUAAGCUAAUUUCA
Molecule: messenger RNA, 862 nt
Organism: Halichondria panicea
Lineage: Eukaryota; Metazoa; Porifera; Demospongiae; Suberitida; Halichondriidae
Product: ADP-ribosylation factor-like protein 6-interacting protein 6
Exons: 4
Coding region: 106-702 (198 amino acids)
Source: RefSeq, a predicted model, not a curated record